GCCUCUCGUAGAGCAGCAGACCUACACAAGCGGGCCACCGAUCUAGGCCUCAAGGUAGACCACAGGAAGACAGAGGCACUCUACCUGCCACCACGCGGCAAGAAUGCGAAGAAAAUCUGGCGGAACCCAACCAGGAUCACCGUCGAUACACCACUCGGCCCAGUGCGGCCCCAAAAGGAGAUGCGAUGGCUGGGACCAGGGAAAAACGGCAACCCGGUGUCCACGAACAUCAAAUCCGCCCUACACGAGCUGGAGACAGCGGCGUCGAAAGCGCUCAGGAAGACCAUGCCGAUAUGGCGCACAGUACCGAGACAAAUCCCCUUCUGGCUGGCGGGCAUUGCACCACCGGAAAUCCUGGGGAGAGAAACGGCGAGGACGGCAGCGCGACUGCACACACUCCCAGGCAACCACCCGCUC
Neurospora tetraspora is the source of this 417-nucleotide messenger RNA. RefSeq lists its product as uncharacterized. The record is from RefSeq and is a predicted model, not a curated record. The transcript is spliced from 2 exons. Lineage: Eukaryota; Fungi; Ascomycota; Sordariomycetes; Sordariales; Sordariaceae. The annotation marks the transcript as partial.